Molecule: messenger RNA, 1866 nt
Organism: Guyanagaster necrorhizus
Lineage: Eukaryota; Fungi; Basidiomycota; Agaricomycetes; Agaricales; Physalacriaceae
Product: MFS general substrate transporter
Exons: 17
Coding region: 214-1866 (550 amino acids)
Biological process (GO): transmembrane transport
Cellular component (GO): membrane
Molecular function (GO): transmembrane transporter activity
Source: RefSeq, a predicted model, not a curated record
UCAUUCCUAUCAAUCGGCGUAGGACCCUAAGACCCUUCGCUCCCGCAGCCUGUAGGCAGCUUCAUACCAUGCUGUUCUAAACGAAUGAUAAGGACGGUUCUUCCUGCAGGAUAAGCAGGGCAGAUUUCUAUCAGAACAAUUGUCAACGGCCCUAGAGUUUAUAUAGGACACUCUUUGAUGUUUGCCACGGCUUUCGUCCUCCGUUAGCUUGCCAUGUCCUCCGCAACUCCAGAGAAGACCUCCUUUGACGAGAAGAACGUGGUCGUCGAGGCGGUCGUUUAUGAGGCCCAAGAUGACAGUGAAGGUAGGUCUUUCCGCGACUUCAGUUGGGGAUACAAGAUAUUGACUGGAACACCAUUUACAGUCGCUAUCGUAUCCGAGUACACCCCAGAGCAAUACAAGAAGCUGAAACGAAAGAUGGAUUGCUAUCUCCUUCCGCUCAUGUGGCUUUGCUAUGGUAUUCAGCAAUCUGACAAGACGGGCCUGAGCACUAUGGCGACGUUCGGUCUGCGUGAGGAUACUGGCCUGGUUGGGCAGCAGUACUCAUGGCUGACGACGAUAUUCUACAUCACUUACAUGUGUUUCGAAUUUCCGUCCAAUAUUCUCCUUCAACGAUGGAGGAUGGGUAAGACUCUGUACGUUUCCGUUCUCAUAUGCUGGGGUGUCGUCGUCUUAUGCGUUGGUUUUGCAAAGAACUUUAAACAGCUCAUUGCCUUACGUGCCCUGCAAGGAUUCUUCGAAUGUUGUAUCAGCCCGGGAUUUAUCCUUAUAAUCGGAAGUUGGUACACUAGACGAGAACAUUCCUCUCGCGCCCUAGUAUUCCAAAGCGCGAAUGCAGGCUUCGGUGUCAUUUCUGAUCUAACCCUCUACGGAAUCGGUACGCUUGAGUAUAAUGGAGAUAACAUUCAGGCGUGGCGAUAUAUGUCUUACUUCCUCGGCUCGCUCACCAUCCUCGCCGGUAUCCUUUGCCUGUACUUCCUCGGUACCCCAUCUGAAGUUCCCUGGCUCACGAAGGAGGAAAAACGGAUGGCCAAUACCAGGAUCCUUGAGAACCAGAGUGGACAUGAUAGGACAGGUACCCAAGUGUGGAAGUGGGACCAAGCUAAGGAGUGUUUGGUCGAUCCAUGUUUUUAUUUCGCUGGAAUCAACGCCUUUCUAUCAUCGGUGCCUAAUGGAGGCCUGACAACCUUCGGAAGUAUCAUUAACAAGAGUUUUGGUUUUACAUCUCUCCAGGUCAUUUUAUACACGAUUCCUCGAAGUAUGACUAGUGUUGUCAUCUUCGUCAUCGUUGGAUUGGUUACAUCAAAGUGGAAGAACCUCCGUCUGUACAUCAUGGCUUUUGCGACGAUUCCUCCAUUCAUCGGCUUCCUUGGAAUGGCUCUCAUCGAGACAAGUUCGUCUACCAAGUGGACGAAAUGGGGGAUGUAUUACAUGACCGUCCCUUUCGUUCUCAGUCUGUUCUUGGGGUGGACGCUCAUUCCCUCGAACCUUCCCGGCCGUACUAAACGAACUGUGACUUCCUCGUUUACGUUUGUCGGUUACUGCGUCGGAAACAUGUGCGGGUCACAGAUAUUCAAGACGAAGGACGCCCCAUCUUAUACGCCAGGUGUUAUCGGAUGCAGCAUAUGCUUCGGGCUAGAGUUCCUCGUCAUCAUUGCCUGGAGGACGACUCUCGUGAUGCGGAAUAGACGUCGGGACAAGGCUAUGCUCACGGAUGGGCUAACUGAUGAGGAGAGGGAAAUGCAAGGUAAGAUUAAUGGAGAGUCCGAUAUGACGGACUUUGAGAAUCCUCAUGUGAGUUCUUCCUUCAUCUCCAUGCCUAGAUGCGAUCCUCAUUGUAUGGAUCAGUUCCGGUAUACUCUUUGA